CAUAUACAGGGUUAUCCUUCAUUACACAUAACAGGUUAUCCUUCACAUAUACAGGGUUAUCCUUCAUUACACCUAACAGGUUAUCCUUCACAUAUACAGGGUUAUCCUUCAUUACAUAUAACAGAUUAUCCUUCACAUAUACAGGGUAAUCCUUCAAUACAUAUAACAGAUUAUCCUUCACAUAUACAGGGUUAUCCUUCAUUACACAUAACAGGUUAUCCUUCACAUAUACAGGGUUAUCCUUCAUUACACCUAACAGGUUAUCCUUCAUAUAUACAGGGUUAUCCUUCAUUACAUAUAACA
Lottia gigantea (owl limpet) is the source of this 303-nucleotide messenger RNA. RefSeq lists its product as hypothetical. The record is from RefSeq and is a predicted model, not a curated record. The transcript has a single exon. Lineage: Eukaryota; Metazoa; Mollusca; Gastropoda; Lottiidae. The annotation marks the transcript as partial.